This is a messenger RNA of Bombus impatiens (common eastern bumble bee), 1173 nucleotides long. Its product is annotated as phospholipase B1, membrane-associated-like. Gene Ontology annotation, biological process: phospholipid metabolic process. NCBI's taxonomy places the organism in Eukaryota, Metazoa, Arthropoda, Insecta, Hymenoptera, Apidae. The record is from RefSeq and is a predicted model, not a curated record. Gene Ontology annotation, molecular function: glycerophospholipase activity.
AUGGUUAAGUCUCGUUUGUAUCUUUUGUUACAAUUAUGCGUGCUGACGGCGUCUCAAAAGAUGAUUUUAGAUUCACCAAUAAAUUUGUACUAUUAUUGGCAAGUUCGUAACUGGCUUUCACAAAGUAUCGGAGCAAAUAAUCACGACGGGGGAUCAGUCUCACAAUCAGCGCGAAAUAAAAGUAAACUUCAAAUACAGGUUCCAUCAGACGUUCCAUUUCCUUGCAACGUUAGAGGUGGCAGAUCUCCCAAUGUUCCCGAAUCGGUUCAUCGUUUGAGACCAAGUGACAUAGAUGUUAUUGCCGCGAUGGGCGAUUCUUUGACAGCCGAUGCUGGAAUUUUUGCAACUAAUUUAUUGGAGGUGCUCGUCAAAAAUAGAGGCGCGUCAGCGAGCAUUGGUGGUGAAGGAACUUGGCGAACAUACUUGACGCUUCUCCAUAUUUUUAAAAAAUUUAACCCCAAAUUAUUGGGUUAUGCACUUGGAGAUUCUCUGACUACUCAAUCGGCUUCGCAGUUAAACGUCGCUGACGACGUUAUGAAUGACUGGGAAUGCUUGAGAGAUAUUCAAUCUUAUACUGAAAAACUGGAAAAUCUUGAAAACGAAUUUUACCUCUAUCUCAGCACGGUGCGAAAUUUCGCCCCACAAUCGGCCUAUUUCUAUAAUUUCACGUUUAUGCGAUAUUAUUUCCCUAACAAAUUUCAAGUACCGUUUGAUAUCCAUUCUAAGAUGCAUAUAAAGAAUAUGCCAUUUUGCUUCAUCUAUAGGUAGCAAGAGAUAGACGAAGAAGUUGCUGAUUAUCCAGAAUUUCAUAGAAAUUACUUCACUGUAGAAAUUUUACUGAUUCUGAAAGAUGCAAAAGUACCGCUUGCCGAGGAUGGAUUCGCCGAUCUCUCAUAUCUUACUGCUGAUUGCUUUCAUUCGAAUCAAAAACUACAUGCACUAUAUGCGAGUAACCUGUGGAAUAAUUUGUUGGAACCAGUUGGUAACAAGAGUAGCACUUACACUACGCUAUUUAAAAAAUGUCUGUGUCCUACUUCGGAAAAACCGUUCUUGAUGACGUAUAAAAAUUCACAGAAUAACGAAAAUUAGGGUGGUUAGAGAAAUUAAAAACAGUUUCUUAAAAUAGGCAUUAGUUUGAAAGCAUUUAUCCGGAACUAUUCCGAUGUAACCCUU